AUGCCACCGAAAAAGAAGAAAGGAAGCACACGAGCUGCUUCGACGCCCGUUGAAGAUCAAGAUGUCAUGGCAAUUGAUACUCCCCAAAAGGCCGAACCACUAAAACCAAGCUACAAUAUCUUGAAAGACCCAUGGACGGAUGAACAAGAAACCUCAUUGUUCAAAGGUAUUGUCAAGUGGAAACCAGCGGGUAUGCACAAACACUUUCGCAUGAUUGCACUUUCAGAACAUCUACGGAAUCACGGUUAUGAUCCUCGUGUUGAACGGCAUACUCGGAUCCCUGGCAUAUGGGAGAAGUUACGAACCUGUUACAAUUUGGAUGUAAUCGAUGAUCGCGAAAAUUCAUUCGAUUACGAAGAGGAUACCGAAGAUCGGUUUCCCGAGUUUACAUUGCCCGACGAGGAAUAUGGAGAGAUGUGUUUCAUGCGAGGGAAACGAACGAAUGAAGAAUUAAGCGAAGCACCUUCAUCACCUUCAAGAUUGAUGGAAACUUCGGAGCCAAAGGAGUCACCAGAGCCCGAGGUUCAUGGAACCACCAGAAAAAGGAAGAGGGGAAAAGAGAGAGCAAGUACUGUCGAUACAACGGAGACGAGAACGUCACCACCUGCACAAAGUUCGCCACCAAAAUCUACCAGAGCGGGAAGGAGUGCCAAUAGAGCUGCGGGAAAGGCAAAAGCAGAAUCGAGUUCGAGGCAGCAAAGUGUUGCAACCGUUACAACCGUGGAAGAUGGAGCCGAGGACGACGAAGAAAUCGAUGAAGGCCUCGAGGGAACACCGACGAGACCUAGAGGAGCGGAUACGAAGAGAUCUAGGGCACAGUCUUCCAAUAGGAAAAGCAAAAGGAAGAGAUAA
Messenger RNA from Botrytis sinoallii, 852 nucleotides. RefSeq lists its product as uncharacterized. The transcript has 2 exons. The coding region runs from base 1 to 852 and encodes 283 amino acids. The record is from RefSeq and is a predicted model, not a curated record. Gene Ontology annotation, biological process: regulation of transcription by RNA polymerase II. NCBI's taxonomy places the organism in Eukaryota, Fungi, Ascomycota, Leotiomycetes, Helotiales, Sclerotiniaceae. Gene Ontology annotation, cellular component: NuA4 histone acetyltransferase complex; nucleus.